AUGUCUAAUAAAUCUGAAGAAGAAAAGAAAGAAGAAGAUAAAGAAACAACAACUCCAAAAGAACCAGAAUUACCACCUGAAGUCGAUGCUUUUUUUAAAGGCAAAAAUAAAUACAAACAUCCAUAUGGUGAUUGGAAACCUGUUGUUAAAGCAGAUCCUCUAAAACGUAAAACAUUUGGUGCGCAACUUGAUUUACCAGCAGAUAAUUGGCAUCUACCUGAAAAUCAACCUGUACCAGUAAUAACAGAAAUAAAAGAUGAUUCUCAUAUUAAGUUAACUUUUAAAGAACGAGAAAUCACUGGAAUAUCAUCUAACUCAUCAUCAAAAACAAGUGAACCAAUCGUAUUUAAAAAACGAAAAACAGCAUCGAAUAGACAAUUGCGAGGUUCGAAUACUAAACAUGAUCAAAAAAGAGGUCAUCCAGAUGAAAGCUAA
Rotaria sp. Silwood2 is the source of this 435-nucleotide messenger RNA. The record is from the annotation of a GenBank genome assembly. Lineage: Eukaryota; Metazoa; Rotifera; Eurotatoria; Philodinida; Philodinidae.